Molecule: messenger RNA, 3804 nt
Organism: Lizanozyma spartinae
Lineage: Eukaryota; Fungi; Ascomycota; Pichiomycetes; Serinales; Debaryomycetaceae
Gene: GDE1
Product: glycerophosphocholine phosphodiesterase
Exons: 1
Coding region: 1-3804 (1267 amino acids)
Biological process (GO): glycerophospholipid catabolic process
Molecular function (GO): glycerophosphocholine phosphodiesterase activity; protein binding
Source: RefSeq, a predicted model, not a curated record
AUGAAGUUCGGUAAGACAUUGAUCUCUCAUCAGAUCCCGCAAUGGCUGGUUUAUUACAUCAACUAUAAGAAGUUAAAGAAACUUAUCAAACCCAUAGAUAGAGUGACUGAUUAUGAUAAGAUUGAAAACAAUCAAUUAUCCCAAGUGCCGGAUUUAAUCAAUGAUACCUUGAGUAACUUUUAUGUCAACUUGAAUGAAGGCAUUGAAGUGGUUGACCAAUUCUUUAAUACCAAGUUCUUUGAAUAUAACAAAAGACUUGCAAGAGUAGUGGAACUUCUUAAUUAUAAAGAAACACCUGGUGGUUCCAUUAUAUCUUUUGAAGUUAUUGAUAAUCAAUUGGAAUUGAAUGAAAUCUUGACAAAUUUAGUGGAAUUAAAGAACAAAGUUCAUAAUUUGAAGUGGUUUGGGAAUUUGAAUAAUAAAGCUAUUAUAAAAAUUUUAAAGAAAUUGGAUAAGAAAUUAUCGGUAUUAAUCAAUUUGGAUAUUGAUACGGAAAUUUCCUUACAAAAUAGUAACAAACAGCUUUAUAUAACCAAAAAGUUCAAUGAGCUUGCCUUUGCUAAUCAACAAAAUUUGGAUAAACUGUUGGAAUUAAUUAACAACGUCAUUCAGUUGUUAGGUAAUCAAGAAAUCCCAUCAAAUAUUGAUCUUUCCGUGAUUGACAAAAUUCAACAAAACGAUGGUACAUCAUUAACGGUUGAUCUUUUCAAUGGAUGUACUCAAAAGCUUAUUUUAACGUAUCUUCUGAAUGCUGUGAUUUCAAAUGCUCCUCAAUCGAUAGAUUUCAUCUUCAAGUAUUUAUGUGAUAACUUCCCUGAACUGCCAUUACUGAAUAAGUUAGAUUUGAAUAAUCGGACAUUUUUCCAUAAAUUAAUGGUCUAUUUGGGUGAUAUUGGUGAGAAAGAGUUCCCUGUAGUUGGACCUUCAAAUCUUAGUUUUGAUACUGUUUUCCCCCAGUUUACAAAGCAUAGCGUUGAAGAUACUUCCCAUUAUUCUUUGAAUCCAAAAUUUCUCAAUGCUUUGAAAGGUUUGAACUAUUUCUUGAGUCAAAUUAAAGACCCUAAACUAAGGGCAACUUUAAUGGCACAGGAUUUUUAUUUGAAAACUUGUAUUCAUUAUACUUCUCAAUAUGGACUCAAAGAUUUCAUUCGACUUUUAUUCCAUUACAUUGUUGAUGAAUGGUCCAUUAAAUUGACUUCAAUGGAUAAUUUGAAAUUUUGGAACGAUAAAGAAAGUUUAACUCCUUUGCAUUUAUCAAUAAUUUCCAAUAAUCCUGUGACAACUAAGUUUCUUAUAAUGUAUUCCAAUUCAGUACACCAGUUGGGUAAAUGCUCCAAAUUGCUACUUUUAGCUGUGAGAUUAAACUGUGAUACAGAUAUUAUAAAAGAUCUUUUAUAUCUUGGUGGUAUCCAGAUAAACUAUACUGAUGCUGAACAUAACUAUGAAACUGCUUUGUACAUUGCAACAAAGCACAAUUAUGUCGAAUUGGUCGAAUACCUCUUAGAGAAUGAUGCUGAUACUGAAGUACCGGAAAGUAUAUUUGGAUGGACUCCUAUCUUUAUUGCAUCAGCUGAAGGAUAUGAAACCAUAGUGAAACUUUUGUUACAAUAUGAUGCAAAGUUUUCAUUCACUGAUGAUCUGGGUUGGUUACCUAUAGAGCAUGCUACUUUAAGAGGUCAUUUGAAAAUUGCAGACUUAUUACGUCCUGAAAACUCAGAUAUCUUACUUUAUGAUAUUAAUAUUCCCCAGAACAAUUUGAACAGAAUGAAAGCUUCAUCGUCAUAUAAAGAAGACUCUAGUGGGAAUGAAAGUCCAAGUGCUCUGCCAGGUGCAAUGAGUACAUCAUCAAUUGAUAAAUUACCUGAGACUUCCAAGGUUGCAUUGGCUGAGGUUUAUAAGCAAUUGAAAUCAAAUACCAAUCUGCCUUCAAUAUCUCGUUCCAAAUCCCCUAAUAAUAGAAGGAAGAAGCUUAAACCUGUUAAAUCCUUUGGACAUAAGUAUUUGAAUGAAGGAGAAUCUGUCGUGUUGAUUACCCUUGGUACUACUGAUUUAAGAGAUACUUCAGAGGUGAUUCAAUUGAACAAAACCAACCUCAUGAAGUCAUUUAAUAUUGAAUUGGAUAUUGCUUUAUCAUUAUCUAUAAUGCCUGUUCAUCAGAAAACAGGAGAAUUAUUGGCAGUUUCUCCGGUGAUUAUUGAUUUACCACUUGAUGAAGGUCAUGGGGUUGCUUCAGAUCCAAUUACUUUUAAAUUCAAAGAAGGAAUUAAAUUGGAAGAUAUAAUUGUUACUUUUGAUUUGGUACCCACUUAUCAAAUAGUUAAUACCACAACUGUCCACAGCAGUAAUGGAGCUUCAUCUCCUGUUUUAGGUCGAGCUGUGGCCAUGUUACGAGAUUGUUAUACCAGGAUUGGGAGACAUAUGCGUUCAUUGAAUAAUAAAAUCACUCUACCCAUUAUUGAAAGUAUGAGUCUCAAGGUAUUAGGGACCAUUAACUUUGAGUAUCUAUUUGUUGAACCAUUUAGUCAUCCGUUAAUGAAGACGGAUAGAUCAGGAACUUAUUGGAAGAAAUUGGUAAGUACAAGAGUCAUUGGUCAUAGAGGGUUAGGAAAAAAUGAAGUGAAUCGUCAAUCAUUACAAUUGGGCGAGAAUACCGUGGAAUCGUUCAUUGCUGCUGCAUCAUUAGGAGCAUCAUAUGUUGAAUUUGAUGUUCAAUUGACUAAAGAUUUUGUGCCCGUUGUGUAUCAUGAUUUCACAGUAGCUGAAUCUGGAGUUGAUAUUCCAAUGCAUGCUUUAACGGCUGAACAAUUUUUACAUUUAAGUGAUAACAAUCUGCAUCAAAAGAAACGAAUUACUGUUGAUGAUACUCAUAUUGAUAUAAAGCAACCAUUAAUCAAAAGGGUUCCCAGUCCUACGAUAUUUUCCGAAUCUUCUUCCCCAAUUGCAUUAACUAGUGAUUCACUUGAAGAGGCAGGAUUAGACCCGAAUGGGAAUGGGACUAGUCCAUCCAAAGCUCGAGGUUUAUCGAGUUAUCAAAGCUCUCCCAGUUUCUUUUCAAGUACUAAGGAGUCCAAAGAAGGCAAUGAUGAAAUCGAUAAAGAGUUUAGAGAUCAAUUUAAUUUCAGAAUGAAAUUAACAAAGACUUGGAAAGAUAAAGGAUUUAAAGGGAACGCUAGAGGGUUUUCGAUUGCUUCUAAUUUCGUUACCUUGAAGGAAUUGUUUAGAAAGUUACCUCAAAAUGUUGGGUUUAACAUUGAAUUGAAAUAUCCAAUGCUUGAUGAAGCCCAACAUGAAGACAUGGGAGAAAUCGCUAUUGAUUUGAAUUAUUAUAUUGAUACUAUUUUGAAGGUGAUUUAUGAAGAGAAUACUUCCAAUAGAGACAUUUUAUUUUCUUCCUUUCAUCCGGAUAUUUGUGUUCUUUUACUGUUGAAACAACCAAGCAUGCCUAUAUUAUUUUUAACUGAAGCAGGUACAGAGUUCAUGGCUGACAUUAGGGCCAGUUCACUUCAAAAUGCUAUUAGAUUUGCAAAGAAUUGGAACUUAUUAGGGAUCGUAUCAGCUGCUGGAGCACUUGUACGUACUCCAAGAUUGACUCAAGUAGUAAAGUCAUCGGGGUUGGUCUGUGUUACCUACGGGGUUGAGAAUAAUGAUCCGGAGUUGGUGAAGAUCCAAAUGAGAGCUGGAGUUGAUGCAGUGAUUGCUGAUAGUGUAUUAGCAGUUAGAGAUGGAUUAAGAAGUGAUGUGCUGACAUUGAAGGGGUUAGAAGAUAGUUCUGGUUCUGAAGAGACAACAGAGAAGUAUACAUAG